AUGUUGUGGAUUUUGACAUGGUGUUCCCUGAGAUCUAGGGAUCCAGCCGUACCUUCUCAGAAGGUACUUGGCCCUCCUGGCGCCGUGUCGAACACAUCACCUGUCUCAGAGGGUGUCUGCAAGUACUUGCAGAACACGGUGACCAAGUUCAGUGCCUCCGCCUCCGUGGUCGCGGACCCGGAGGAGGCAAAGAAUGCACUGACACCCAUCGCGGAAGAGGUGAUCAAAGCGUUCACAGCCACGCUGGGCACCUUGCUGUCCAUCAGCAGCGGUGCAGGCGCGUCUUUGGCGAAAGAGUUGCAGGAGAGCGGGCGGCAACUCACCGAAGCCCUGGACGCUUUGGGCUCCGCGGUUUGCACGGGACACUUGGCCACCUGCGCCGCCAAGGUCCUGGAGUACGCGGCUUCCUUGGAACAGAGCUCUACCAAGAACCGGGCAGCCCUGAUGAGGAGGCUGCUGAAGUCGUUGUCGCAGCUCCGGGAUGCCAAUCGUGAGAUGCAGGAGGAGCUGGACGGUGGCUCCACGGCCGUCGACAUCACCAGCGGUGACGAGGAGCUCCUGGACGAUGAGGACGACCUGGUGAUGCCACCCAUGGACCCCAGCGAAAGGCAGGUCUGCGGAACGGGUUUGUGGUCGGGAUGGAAUGAAACCCGGUUGCAGUGGAUUUAG
Durusdinium trenchii is the source of this 669-nucleotide messenger RNA. NCBI's taxonomy places the organism in Eukaryota, Dinophyceae, Suessiales, Symbiodiniaceae. The record is from the annotation of a GenBank genome assembly.